CAUUGCAUCCUCACGACCGGGCGCAUUAAUAGUUCUCUCCUCGCUAAAAUAUAAAUGCGGCCGAGUCCGUCUAUCGCUCUCCAACGGCGACCCCGUCGGACCUCAGAGCUCGGUGCGGGCCUUCUCUUCUUCUCUUCUUCCUCUUCAUUAGAAGGUAAAAGUAGAGAUAAGUGUCAUUGAGAAACAAUAAUGGGGAUAUCUAAAGUGAUUGGAUCGGCUGCAACACUUUUGUUUAUGACCUCUGUUUACCUCAAGAAGUCUGGCAUGACAUUCGUUAUGAUACCCUUCCUAGUUGGCUCUUUGCUUGCAUAUUUGGUCACCAUCGCUUCUCAUCCAGCUGUAAAUUUUCCCUCGAUCCUGGGAAAGGGAUCUGAUGGGAGCUUUCCACUUUGGUCAAAACUUCUGUUUGGCCCAUUUCUAAUGUUUGUGCGGGCAUACGUCCUCCUUAGAAAAUUGAAGAGUACGGAACCAGUGUACAAUGAGAUUUCUGAUGGUUUAUAUGUUGGCGGCUGGCCAUCUUCCCCAAAUCAUUUGCCUCCUGGUGAACCUGUAGUAAUUGAUUGCACGUGUGAACUGCCUAGGAGCUCUUUUGUUUCAAAGGAUGCUUAUCUUAACAUUGCCAUUUGGGAUACAAGGUCCCCUCAACCUUUGCAAAUUGAAUAUGCAGUUCGUUGGGCAUGCAAAAAGAGGGCUCAGAAGAAGCCUAUAUACAUCCACUGUGCAUUUGGUCAUGGCAGAAGUGUUUGUGUAAUGUGUGCACUUCUAGUGGCACUAUGUGUGGCUGAUGACUGGAAAGAUGCUGAGAAGAUGGUUAAAGAAAAGAGGCCUCGGAUUAGAAUGAAUGCUCAUCAUCGGAAAAACUUGGAGGAAUGGACUAAAUACCGGCAUUUGUCAAAAGAAGGAUAAGUGGCUGCAAUUUAUUCGAUCAUUUGUCAAAAGGAGGAUAAGUAGCUGCAAUUUAAUCAAUCAUUUGAUAAAAGGAACAUAAGUAGCUGCCAUUUAAUUGAUUCUCUGAUACUUUUCAGAGAACUUGUACAAGUCCAACGACAUCAUUGUCUUAGCAUUACAGAUUUAUGUUUAAAUCUACAAACUGCACGGAAUCAGGAUUUUUGUUUUUUUGAAAAAUAUAAUUCUUCAGCACCUUUUCUUUGUCGA
Molecule: messenger RNA, 1155 nt
Organism: Elaeis guineensis (African oil palm)
Lineage: Eukaryota; Viridiplantae; Streptophyta; Magnoliopsida; Arecales; Arecaceae
Biological process (GO): protein dephosphorylation
Source: RefSeq, a predicted model, not a curated record